Messenger RNA from Erigeron canadensis, 2228 nucleotides. RefSeq names its product signal recognition particle receptor subunit alpha. Gene Ontology annotation, cellular component: endoplasmic reticulum membrane; signal recognition particle receptor complex. Bases 107 to 1978 code for a protein of 623 amino acids. Gene Ontology annotation, biological process: SRP-dependent cotranslational protein targeting to membrane. NCBI's taxonomy places the organism in Eukaryota, Viridiplantae, Streptophyta, Magnoliopsida, Asterales, Asteraceae. Gene Ontology annotation, molecular function: signal recognition particle binding; ATP hydrolysis activity; GTPase activity. The transcript is spliced from 10 exons. The record is from RefSeq and is a predicted model, not a curated record.
AAUUUUAUUUUUUUAUUUUUCCUUUCAAUUUUCUUCUUCUGGGUUUCUAAUUUCAUCUCAUAAACUUCAAUUUCAUCACUCUACAGGUGUAUAAGUAGGGUAAGAAAUGUUAGAGCAGUUACUGAUUUUCACUAGAGGGGGGUUAAUCCUCUGGACCUGCAAAGAGCUUGGAAAUGCUCUAAGGGGAUCACCAAUUGAUACGUUGAUCCGAUCAUGCCUUUUGGAGGAACGAUCUGGUGCCGCGUCCUACAAUUAUGACAUCCCCGGGGGGUCGUAUACUCUAAAAUGGACGUUUCACAAUGAGCUUGGGCUUGUCUUUGUUGCGGUGUAUCAAAAGAUUCUCCAUCUUUUGUACGUAGAUGAGCUUCUUGCUAUGGUGAAACGUGAGUUUUCUGAAAUUUAUGAUUCGAAACGGAUGGUUUAUGAUGAUUUUGAUGAGACGUUUAGGCAGCUUAGGAAAGAGGCAGAGGCUCGGGCUGAGGAGAUGAAGAAAUCAAAGCAGGUGAUGGCUAAGCCGGUUAGUAAUUUGGGGAAGAAACAAGGACAACAAAUGCAAAAAUCAGGGUUUGAAGGAGGCAAUAAAAAAAAGAGUGGUGGUGGGGAAACAGGCAAGGAUGGUGAAGAUAGUGAUGAUAAUGUAAAAAAUGGUACUUUGGAAAAUGGUCAUUCCAAUGGGGAGGUGACUAGUAGGGGUAGAGUUAACGGUAAAGAAAAUGGUAAUUCCAACACUAACGCUGGAGCUUUUGAUGUAAAUAAGCUACAGAAGCUCCGGUCUAAAGGUGGGAAGAAAGCUAAUCCUGUUGUAAACAAGGUUUCCAAAGAGGAACCAAAGAAAAAACCAACAAAAAAGAAUAGAGUUUGGGAUGAUAAACCAGUGGAAACUAAAUUGGAUUUCACUGAUCCGGUGAGCGAGAAUGGUGAUGGUCACAUGGCUGUUGCACAAGUUGUUGAAGGGGAGAGUAUGAUGGACAAAGAUGAGGUUGUCAGCAGUGAUAGUGAAAGUGAAGAGGAAGAUGAAGCAGAGACGGGUAAGAAGGAAGACUCGAAGAAGAAAGGAUGGUUUACAUCCAUGUUUCAGAGUAUUGCUGGGAAAGCAAAUUUGGAAAAGGCAGAUUUAGAACCAGCUUUGAAGGCUCUGAAAGACAGGCUGAUGACUAAGAAUGUGGCUGAAGAGAUUGCAGAGAAACUGUGCGAGUCUGUAGCAGCAAGCCUUGAGGGUAAAAAGCUUGCUUCGUUUACUAGGAUAUCAUCAACGGUGCAGACUGCAAUGGAGGAUGCUCUUGUUCGUAUUCUAACACCACGGCGUUCUAUUGACAUUCUGAGAGAUGUUCAUGUUGCUAAGGAACAGCGCAAACCAUAUGUUGUGGUUUUUGUGGGAGUUAAUGGAGUUGGAAAGUCUACUAAUCUGGCCAAGGUGGCUUACUGGCUUCAGCAGCAUGACAUAAAUGUCAUGAUGGCUGCAUGUGAUACAUUUCGUUCAGGAGCAGUAGAGCAACUGCGUACUCAUGCUCGUAGGCUCCAGAUCCCUAUUUUUGAAAAGGGUUAUGAGAAAGAUCCUGCAAUUGUUGCUAAGGAAGCAAUUCAGGAGGCCACCCGCAAUGGAUCAGAUGUUGUUCUUGUUGACACAGCUGGUCGAAUGCAGGACAAUGAACCAUUGAUGCGUGCACUAUCCAAGCUUAUAUACGUCAACAGUCCAGAUCUGGUACUUUUUGUUGGGGAAGCAUUGGUCGGUAAUGACGCCGUGGAUCAACUGUCAAAGUUCAACCAGAAACUAGCCGACCUUUCACCCUCUCCGAGCCCUAGAUUGAUUGAUGGGAUCUUGUUAACCAAGUUUGAUACUAUUGAUGAUAAGGUUGGAGCUGCACUUUCGAUGGUUUACAUAUCUGGAUCACCUGUGAUGUUUGUCGGCUGUGGGCAAUCUUACACGGACCUGAAGAAGCUGAACGUCAAGUCAAUUGUGAAGACUCUGCUUAAAUGAGUGUCCACAUGAAGUGCUUAGAUGAGUGUCCACAUGAAGUCGCGGUGAGUAAGUUGUGUGUCGUCUAUUAUCUGGCUCAACGUGCGAUAUGCAUCUGCUUGGUCUCUUUACUUUUAGUUUGUCUGUGUUGAAACCUCAUGCAUCUUGUUUUGGAUGAAAUCUUGUUCUCCCUUGUGCUCACUAUAUGUGUGGAUUAACUUGCAAACUUAUAUGUCAGAGUGUGGAAUUAAUGUUAUACUUUUUAUACUUA